UGCACGGAGCUCCUCGUCACUCUGGUUGAAGAUGGCCUCGUCGUUUUGGAAAGGGAUUGUCGGUGUCGGACUCUUUGCCUUAGCUCAUGCAGCUUUCUCAGCGGCACAGCAUCGAUCAUACAUGCGACUCACAGAGAAGGAAAAUGAAACACUACCAAUCGACAUUGUAUUACAGACCCUAUUAUCGUUUGUCAUGACCUGUUACGGUAUCGUCCACAUCGCUGGAGAGUUCAAAGACAUGGACGCCUCCUCAGAGCUGAAAAACAAGACAUUCGAUACACUGAGGAAUCACCCAUCUUUUUACCUUUUCAAUCACCGGGGUCGGAUGCUAUUCAGCUCGCCAGAGGAGGAGCCCUCCUCCGUACGCAACCAGCAAGCUAUUCCCAACCCCAUACGGCUACGCAAGCUGGAGCAUUUGCACUGAGACUGGCCUUUGCUGCCUGUAACAUUAUCAACGUCAGAUAAGGUUGUUUUUUGUUUUUUGGGGUUUUUUUGUUUCUUUUCUUCUUCUUUUUUUUUGUUAGACAGAGGGGGCAAAGUGAAAAAUGAUCUUCCUCUUUAAUUUGUAUUUGUACAUAAACUAAUAUGCUGUCUGAAAACAUGCGUCUCUGUCCAUAAAAAGUGGUCACCACCAUAUUCAACACUGACUGUGCCAACCCUUCAGUUUUUCGAGCAGAUUUGUUUGUAUAUACAGUAUGUAAAUGCUUUGGAGUCUUAAGAUACAGAGACAUCUGCCAUUCUCGUCCCUUCUGAACUGAAUUGGGAUACUUGCUGUCCUUCGUACUGUAUAUCCUCUGUAUGAGGGGCAUAA
This is a messenger RNA of Scomber scombrus (Atlantic mackerel), 811 nucleotides long. RefSeq names its product membrane magnesium transporter 1 (gene mmgt1). The coding region runs from base 32 to 424 and encodes 130 amino acids. Lineage: Eukaryota; Metazoa; Chordata; Actinopteri; Scombriformes; Scombridae. The transcript has 4 exons. Gene Ontology annotation, cellular component: EMC complex; early endosome; Golgi apparatus. The record is from RefSeq and is a predicted model, not a curated record.